AUGUCGAGCCAGGCCCCACAGGAUUACACGUCUGCCCAGCAUUUUGCCCUCAUAUAUAUUGAUCAAUAUGGGAAAAUUCGCCAUCAGGUGUCCCCUUCACUCGUCCACUAUCGCGGCACUAUCCUCAGCCCUCAAGUCACCACGGAAUUCCUGAACGCGGUGGCAAGAUCCACUCAAGUUGGGCUGCAAAAGCCUUCCCUAGAAUUCGCUUCUACCCAGCUAUUUCCUAGUCACCUCGUGACGUAUGACUCUAACGAUUCCUGGUUGCCAGAAGACAGCAAGAUCGAGGGACAUAUUGCGCCCAUGACGAGUGGAUACCAUUACAAACCUACACAAUGGCCAGGAACUGGAAAAGCUGGCUCGGCAAUCUUGAAAGAUGAACUGUUUCACAUGGAAAGCCCUUGUAUCCAGAAGCACAGACUGAAGCUCCAGGAAGCCGUGUUAUCUAUCAAAGAUACAAACUUCCUUCGUCGAUACUACGAAAAGGUUUUCCAGAAUAUACAGCAAACCAAUUGCCGAAUCCUGGCAAAAGCCUAUGUGAAACUUGUUGAGCCCCAAAAGCAAGUUCACCACCCAUACAAUGGGCGAAAACUCGCGGGGGGAGAAUUGCAGCAAUUGAGUCCCGAGGAGAGUAAGCCACCCUGGUGGCCUCCUGGAGUACGCCAUCGAGAGCCCGACCAUUUACUUAAAGCAGAACGCAUCGCGCUUCUUCUCCAUAUUCUUUGUGAUUUGCGCUGCAGUCACGGAAUUACUUCACAAAAAUUGAAGAAUGCAGAGCAGACUGUCCGGUCGCAGAUCAUCCCGGUCGAGCGAUUAGAACUCCUAGAUGAGUUGUAUCGUGUUAGAGGCGAAGAGGAAAAGUUUUUGGAUGGCCUUCUUGACAAAGACGCAUAUGUUCUUGUUUCGCGGAUCAAUUUACCCGUUCCCGAUGAAAUGUCCAGCAAAAAGGGCCGACCGAAUAGUCGGGUCUCUUCGAAGUACAAACAGGAUACAGCGACACACAAAUCAUCAUCUCGUAAUCGAGUUGUGUACAAUAUGCCUUUGGACCUUCAGCAUAGCUUCGCAGGAUACACCACUGGCCAACAAUCUAUGACAAGUUCUUCGCCAGCCUCUGCAACGCCGUCCGCUCCCCUUGAAAACAACUGCUCGGCGAUUGAGGAGGCAUGUCUUUCGACAGCCAUUGUUAACCCCACGGAGUUAUUAUCCUCUGAUUAUGCCAACAGCCCUUCUUGGCUUAUGAACUUUCCAGUAAUGGAGUGUUAUGCGGCACUUUAA
Messenger RNA from Penicillium waksmanii, 1275 nucleotides. RefSeq names its product DUF2841 domain-containing protein. Bases 1 to 1275 code for a protein of 424 amino acids. Lineage: Eukaryota; Fungi; Ascomycota; Eurotiomycetes; Eurotiales; Aspergillaceae. The record is from RefSeq and is a predicted model, not a curated record. The transcript has 3 exons.